This is a messenger RNA of Trypanosoma grayi, 429 nucleotides long. RefSeq lists its product as hypothetical. The record is from RefSeq and is a predicted model, not a curated record. Bases 1 to 429 code for a protein of 142 amino acids. The transcript has a single exon. NCBI's taxonomy places the organism in Eukaryota, Euglenozoa, Kinetoplastea, Trypanosomatida, Trypanosomatidae.
AUGUCUCACGCCUUCGCGCUGUACGCCGCCGGACUCGGAGUGUUCGAGGUGCCCACCAUGCUGCUGCUGCUGCUGCGCGGUGAUCCCCUCGGCAAGGCGACGCCGUGGUUUGACCGCGUGGCGCCGUUUGAGAGGACGUCGUAUGCGUACAUGUACUUGGCCGUGCUCGCGCUGCUGGCAACGUCGCGGUUUCUGGCGGCCUACUUGCCGAGGCAUCGUCUGCUGCAGAUCCACAACGCACUGGUGCACGCACUGGAGCUGCCGCUAUUUGUGUCACUCCUGUGGCUGAGGCAAGGCCCCAUCCCUCCUCUCUGUUACAUCCUUGUGGCAUUCAUGGUGGUAAAUUGUGGCGUGUUUGGCUUCCAUGCGUACAUGGUGGUCGCAUGCAGACAGUUCAGCGACGUCACGAGGGAGAAGAAAAGCAAAUGA